AUGGCCGACUACGUGUACAAUGGUUUCUGGUUCAGUCCCGAGGCAACGUAUGACCGUAAAUGCAUCAAGUUGGCCGAGCAGCGCGUCUCCGGAAAGGUCACCGUGGAACUGGCCCCUGGAUAUUGCCGUGGAGUAUCGAUGAACGUCCAUGGCGGCUAUGUGCCGCAGGAUGCGGUCCGAGUCAAAGCCGAAGCAGAAAAAACUAAUAAUUUCUCUUGGAAUGGGGGUUAGUUUUGGUUCUAUUAAUGAGAUUAUGAUAAGAAAGUUUGCCAGAUAGUAGACAU
Drosophila yakuba is the source of this 284-nucleotide messenger RNA. Its product is annotated as argininosuccinate synthase. The record is from RefSeq and is a predicted model, not a curated record. The transcript is spliced from 2 exons. Bases 1 to 231 code for a protein of 76 amino acids. Gene Ontology annotation, molecular function: argininosuccinate synthase activity. Lineage: Eukaryota; Metazoa; Arthropoda; Insecta; Diptera; Drosophilidae.